Molecule: messenger RNA, 1219 nt
Organism: Dipodomys spectabilis (banner-tailed kangaroo rat)
Lineage: Eukaryota; Metazoa; Chordata; Mammalia; Rodentia; Heteromyidae
Gene: Gnat3
Product: G protein subunit alpha transducin 3
Exons: 8
Coding region: 108-1172 (354 amino acids)
Biological process (GO): adenylate cyclase-modulating G protein-coupled receptor signaling pathway; detection of chemical stimulus involved in sensory perception of bitter taste; sensory perception of sweet taste
Cellular component (GO): photoreceptor inner segment; photoreceptor outer segment; heterotrimeric G-protein complex
Molecular function (GO): GTP binding; G-protein beta/gamma-subunit complex binding; GTPase activity
Source: RefSeq, a predicted model, not a curated record
GGCUACCUUAGCAAGCUUUCCUCUUAAAUCCCAUCUCCAAACCAAGGCUGUGUUCUGUGUUUGAAGAAGUUUGAGCAAAUAAGCUGAUCAUUGUCUAGCACUGCAAAAUGGGAAGCAGAAUUAGUUCAGAGGGCAAGGAAUCAGCCAAAAGGUCAAGAGAACUGGAGAAAAAGCUUCAGGAAGAUGCUGAGAGAGAUGCAAGAACUGUAAAGUUGCUGCUAUUAGGAGCAGGAGAAUCUGGGAAAAGCACUAUUGUUAAACAAAUGAAGAUCAUUCAUAAGAAUGGUUACAGUAAGCAAGAAUGCAUGGAGUUUAAAGCAGUAGUUUACAGCAACACAUUGCAGUCCAUUCUAGCCAUUGUGAAAGCCAUGUCUACCCUUGGGAUUGAUUAUGUGAAUCCCAGAAGUCCAGAAGACCAACAACAUCUUUUUGCCAUGGCAAGUACACUGGAAGAUGGUGACAUGACACCACAACUGGCUGAGGUAAUAAAACGACUGUGGAAAGAUCCAGGAAUCCAGGCCUGCUUUGAAAGGGCAUCAGAAUACCAGCUCAAUGACUCAGCAGCUUACUACCUUAAUGAUUUAGAUAGAAUAACAGCUGGUGAGUAUGUGCCAAAUGAGCAAGAUGUUCUACAUUCUCGAGUGAAAACAACAGGAAUCAUUGAAACGCAAUUCUCCUUCAAAGAUUUGAACUUCAGAAUGUUUGAUGUAGGUGGACAGAGAUCAGAGAGAAAGAAAUGGAUUCACUGCUUUGAAGGAGUGACGUGCAUUAUAUUCUGUGCAGCGCUUAGUGCCUAUGACAUGGUCCUAGUAGAAGAUGAAGAAGUGAACCGGAUGCAUGAAAGUCUUCACCUGUUUAACAGUAUCUGCAAUCACAAGUAUUUUGCAAGCACCUCCAUUGUCCUUUUUCUUAAUAAAAAAGAUCUCUUCCAAGAGAAGGUAGCCAAGGUACAUCUCAGCAUCUGCUUUCCAGAAUACACUGGACCAAAUACAUUUGAAGAUGCAGGGAACUACAUCAAGAACCAGUUUCUAGACCUAAAUUUAAAGAAAGAAGAUAAGGAAAUUUAUUCCCAUAUGACCUGUGCUACUGAUACUCAAAAUGUCAAGUUUGUGUUUGAUGCAGUUACAGAUAUAAUAAUCAAAGAGAAUCUGAAGGACUGCGGGCUUUUCUAAUCAGUUCUUUCCUUUUCCAUGCUUUCUCAUGCAUGCUUUUCAAGAUA